AUGGCCGAACUUAUUGACAAAAAGCCAGUGAAAGGAAUUCUAAAAAAUGCGUCAAGCUUUGAUACAUCUGACCGCUCUGAGGGCCAACAACCGCAGAAGUCGAUAGAUAAAGGAAUGAAAUGGGAUGAAAUGAAUAUCCUAGCCACUUAUCACCCUGCAGACAAGGACUAUGGCCACGACAAAAUCGACGAACCUCCGACCCCAUACAACAAAUUCGAUGGGGAGGGAGAUGAAACGAGGAGUGGAGAUGAGGAUGAGUCCCUCCCUAUUGAUCCACAACUUCUUGUUGAAGGACUGACGAUGAAGACAAAGGCAAAGGUGUUCACUAAAGUCGACACCAUCAGUAGUGGUGAGGAUGAGGAUGAUGAGGAGUUUCUGUCCGAAGAAGAAAAAGAGAAGAAGAGACGUUUCAUAUUGCACCGCAAGCAACAUUACAAUGAGUUCCAGGCCAUCAAACUAGCCAGACAGCUACUGCAAGAGGAAGAUGAUGACGACGACGAUGAUGGUGAGCGAGUGAGUGAAUGA
Messenger RNA from Helobdella robusta, 525 nucleotides. RefSeq lists its product as hypothetical. Bases 1 to 525 code for a protein of 174 amino acids. Gene Ontology annotation, biological process: regulation of signal transduction. Lineage: Eukaryota; Metazoa; Annelida; Clitellata; Rhynchobdellida; Glossiphoniidae. Gene Ontology annotation, molecular function: protein phosphatase inhibitor activity. The record is from RefSeq and is a predicted model, not a curated record. The transcript is spliced from 4 exons.